UACCCAUAAGUAAACAAAAUUCAGCAGCAAAGAAUCGUAAAGCGGCGCGGAGAUAAAUCGGCGGCCAAAUCGCCCCUAAAAUGGAGACGAAAAAGCUGAGUUCUUUGAUUUGCAAUGGUCCUAGAAUUAGUUGCGUCUCAAAUUCUGGCUUGAAAAUAUCAAUUGGUGUAUUAUGCACUGUUGGAACAGUCUUCGCCGCAAGAUUUAGUAGAUAUUUCGAUUUCAGAAUCUCAUAUGAAGAUGCAGAUUCUACUGGUGUUUGGGUUGUUCCCGGAUUGCAGAAUCUCGGCAACAAUUGUUUCUUGAAUGUUGUUUUGCAGGCAUUGUCGAGCUGUGUUAGCUUCCAGAAAUAUCUGUGGGAGAUGAUGGAAGAAUACGGCUCGUUAUCAGUUGAAGAAGUAGAUGAUAAUUGUGGUGGUGAAAAUCUUCCUCUUUUUAGUUCGUUAGCUUCACUACUGGAAGAGUUAUGUUGUGUUAGGCACCAAAAAACUGUACUCAACCCUCGGAAAUUGAUGGCUUCGAUGGAUCAUUACAUUCCAAAGUUCAAUCUAUCCAGGCAGCAGGAUGCCGAGGAAGCAUUUUCCCAUCUCUUGUCUUCGCUGAGAGAAGAAAUAUACGAGCAUUUUAUCCCCACAACAAGUUCCUUAGCUGAUUUGCCUUCACUUCCUAACGGUAGGAUUCUUACCAUAAAGACCAGCAAAGAUGAGAUUGAGUUACAAAGAUGGAGCCGUAGUUUUCUCAAGCCCUUUGAUGGAAUCCUCGGCAGCAUCUUAGUUUGCCAGAGCUGUUCGUUUCAGAUCUCUCUCGACUUUCAGCAUUUUCAUAGCUUGCACCUUUCGCCUCCUGUGAGCAGUGAUGGUACAAUUAUGGCUGGAUGCACAUUGGAGGACUGCCUAAAGCGAUACUUUGUAGCUGAACAUAUUGAGAAUUAUUACUGCAGCAACUGUUGGCAUAAGGCUGCAAUCGAAUACGUGUCUAUUUUCAAAGAUAAGGCGGAUAUUGAAAAACUAGGAAGCUGUAAUCGAGGCGAAUCUUGUCAAUGCCGAACACUAUCUUCUCUCGAAUCACUUCCUUGGUCGAAUAGGUUCUCUCGUACGCUCAAGCAACUGAGUAUUGCAUGGAGCCCUAAAAUUUUGUGCAUUCAUUUCCAACGAGCUUCAUAUAAUGUUCUUGGACAAUCGACGAAACUUCGAGGACAUGUCUCGUUCCCAUCGGUCCUCGAUCUAUCUUUGUUCACCAACACUGGAGUCGGGAUCAAAGCCAUGGAAGAAGCAAGUUCGUCAUUCAGGCCGUCGAGCCAGCGAAUAUUGGCCUUCCCUCACUUCAUGUACCAAACAACGCCACCUGAUCCGGGAACAAGCAUUGCAGUUGAAAACGACCCUCAUUUAGAAGCUUCGGGCACCAGCUCCCCCGAUUCUAGUAAUCGAGCUGAUGGCAACGUGGAAGCUGCGGCCCCACCAACGAGGCUGGCACGAAGCCCGGAUUACCGGCUCGUCUCCGUCGUGGAGCACUUUGGAAGCAGCGGCGGUGGGCACUACACAGUUUACAGGAAAGUGAGGGGUAAGAUAGGUGAUGAUGGAGAGGAUAGUGCUGAAAUUCAGCAAUGGUUUUGUAUCUCAGAUUCUCAGGUGGAUAGUGUUUUAGAGAGAGAAGUGAUGGAUGCAAAUGCCAGCAUGCUUUUUUAUGAGAAAUUAGAGAAUUUUUGAGCUACAUAUAACUUUUUUUUAAUUAAUUUUUUUAGUGUUAGGCAUAUAGAUCAUUCUCCAAUUAAAGGUGCCUCUGCAAUGAAUUGGUGACUUAAUUGUUAUGACUUAUGGGGAUGGCAUUUAUCCUUAAAUUAUUUUCAGUUUUCCAUAUUGAGACUAAUAAUUUUGUUUUA
Molecule: messenger RNA, 1879 nt
Organism: Salvia splendens (bonfire salvia)
Lineage: Eukaryota; Viridiplantae; Streptophyta; Magnoliopsida; Lamiales; Lamiaceae
Gene: UBP27
Product: ubiquitin-specific protease 27
Exons: 10
Coding region: 81-1706 (541 amino acids)
Biological process (GO): protein deubiquitination
Cellular component (GO): nucleus; cytosol
Molecular function (GO): cysteine-type deubiquitinase activity
Source: RefSeq, a predicted model, not a curated record